This is a messenger RNA of Podarcis muralis (Common wall lizard), 1456 nucleotides long. RefSeq names its product butyrophilin subfamily 1 member A1-like. The record is from RefSeq and is a predicted model, not a curated record. Gene Ontology annotation, molecular function: protein binding. Lineage: Eukaryota; Metazoa; Chordata; Lepidosauria; Squamata; Lacertidae.
CAGAACUUUGAGUAGAGGAAGCAGGGAUGGAGGAACACUGACAGAAAAAUGGUUAUUCUUAACAACAGCAUAGGUCUGAGUAGAGCAAGCAGGGUGAAACAGUGAGAGGGCAGUGGUGAUUUUAAAUAAUGUCAGAGUAGGAAUUUGAGCCACACACUGAUUCUAGUUUUAUUUUGAAAUGUUUACUACAUGUAAAAUCCAUAUAUUUUUUUCCUUUGCAGAUAAAUUAAAGAGAGAAAUAGAACAACUGAAGGCAGAAAUAGAAUUUGCAGAUGUCCAUCGCUACAGAGCUAAUGUGGUCUUGGACCCCAAGACAGCUCACCCAAGACUGAACGUUUCAGAUGGAAAAUGUUUUUGGGACACAGGAAACAUAUCUAAGGUUCCUAACUGUGAAGAGAGGUUCGACUCCCAUACAUUUGUUCUGGCAAAAGAAUGUUUUUCCAAAGGAAGACAUUACUGGGAAGUGGAAGUUGGCGAGAAAAGAAAGUGGGAUUUAGGGGUUGCCUCUGAAUUUGCUCACAGAAAAGGUGAGAUCACGCUGUCUCCUCAGAAUGGUUACUGGGUUAUAGGACUCGAAGGUAGAAAAAAUUAUUGGGCUCGGACAGAACAAUGGACCUAUCUGAAAGUGAGUGGGAAGCCAACAAAAAUAGGGAUAUUCCUAAACAUGCCAGCUGGAAGCCUAUGUUUUUAUGAUGUCCACAAUAAUAGGAAGUUAUACACAUUUUCUAUUUGUUGUUCUGGGAAGCUGUAUCCCUUCUUCUCUACAGGCUCUGUAGCUGCAGAGCUAGACAGCCAGCCACUGAAGAUUUCCCCAUGGCUUAAAGAAGAUGACACUGUUGAGGAAGAUGGGAAGAAAGCAAACAUCUCAGAGAUGGCUCAGGAUUAGUGUAAAUCUUUCGUUUAAUGAAAACAGCAGGAGAGAAGUAGAAGUGGUUUUAAAAAACCUAGACUAAAAGCAUCCUUGUUUAAAGGGUUAUAUUAUCACAACUAUGGGGGGGGAAUUCUAACCAAAAGGAUGCAACUUUUUUAACAUAAAAUUUAGAAUUUUUUGGUGGGAAAAUUCAUUAUGUAAUUACAGAAACAGAAUGGAUUUUCUGUGUACUUUUCUUGUGUCCAAUGUAAACAUCUGUCAACCUCUUUACAUAAUAGUUUAUGUUGUAGCAAAUAUGAAUUGAACAUAAUUGAACUUAGCACUCAACUAUUUGUGUAUUAACUGGCUUGAACUUCCCUACAAAAAGAAUAAAGGAGUAUGCAAAAGCUAGUUUUAAUGCUUUUUGUUUUGUUUUUAAAGAUGUGACCAGUGUAACACUUUUGCCACCUGAAGAACGUGUUUGUAACUUAGAUAAGUGUUUUCUCUAAAAAUAUAUUUUUAAGCCCAUCUGAGGCAAUAUACAUAAAAAAAAAAAAAUUACAGGCAAACCAGGCAGACACUGAGGGUAAUCUAUAAUUUACAUUA